GCUCCUGCUCUCCGCCUAGUCUUUUUCCCUCCCAGUCGCCUGCCUGCCAGGGGUAGUGAACCGGCUAAGCGGCAUGGAGAAGCCGGAACUUUGGGGGGCUCUGGCUCUUCUCCUCCUUUGCUCUUACACAUGUGCCAGUCAGGACCUUCAGGUAAUUGACCUGCUGACUGUGGGCGAGUCCAGACAGAUGUUAGCUGUGGCAGAGAAGAUCCGGACAGCUUUACUUACUGCUGGGGACAUCUACCUCUUGUCCACUUUCCGCCUCCCUCCAAAGCAAGGUGGUGUCCUUUUUGGCCUCUACUCCCGCCAAGACAACACACGAUGGCUGGAGGCCUCUGUUGUGGGCAAGAUCAACAAAGUGCUGGUGCGGUACCAGCGGGAAGAUGGCAAAGUCCACGCAGUGAACCUACAGCAAGCAGGCCUUGCUGAUGGGCGUACACACACAGCUCUCCUGAGGCUCCGAGGACCGUCGCGACCCAGCCCUGGCCUGCAGCUGUAUGUGGACUGUAAACUGGGUGACCAACAUGCUGGCCUUCCAGCACUGGCGCCCAUUCCUCCAGCGGAGGUCAGUGGCUUGGAGAUCAGAACUGGACAGAAGGCUUAUCUGAGGCUACAGGGUUUUGUGGAAUCGAUGAAAAUUAUUCUGGGUGGCUCCAUGGCCCGGGUAGGAGCCCUGAGUGAAUGUCCAUUCCAAGGAGAUGACUCCAUUCACAGUGCAGUGACCAGUGCACUGCAAUCCAUUUUAGGGGAGCAGACCAAGGCACUGGUCACCCAGCUCACCCUCUUCAACCAGAUCCUAGUGGAGCUUCGGGAUGACAUCCGAGACCAGGUGAAGGAAAUGUCCCUCAUCCGGAACACCAUCAUGGAGUGUCAGGUGUGCGGUUUCCACGAGCAGCGUUCCCACUGCAGCCCCAGCCCCUGCUUCAGAGGUGUGGACUGCAUGGAAGUGUAUGAGUAUCCAGGCUACCGCUGUGGGCCCUGCCCUCCUGGCCUGCAGGGCAACGGUACCCACUGUGAAGACAUCAAUGAGUGUGCUCAUGCUGACCCCUGUUUCCCGGGCUCCAGCUGCAUCAACACCAUGCCUGGCUUCCAUUGUGAGGCCUGUCCUCAAGGGUACAAGGGCACUGGAGUCUCUGGUGUGGGCAUCGACUAUGCUCGGGCCAGCAAACAGGUCUGCAGUGACAUUGAUGAGUGUAAUGAUGGUAACAACGGAGGCUGUGACCCAAAUUCCGUCUGCACCAACACGAUGGGGUCUUUCAAAUGUGGUCCCUGUCGUCUGGGUUUCCUGGGAAACCAGAGCCAGGGCUGCCUUCCAGCCAGGACCUGCCACAGCCCUGCCCACAGCCCCUGCCAUGUCCAUGCUCACUGUCUCUUUGAACGCAAUGGUGCCGUGUCUUGCCAGUGUAAUGUGGGCUGGGCAGGGAAUGGGAAUGUGUGUGGGCCUGACACAGAUAUAGAUGGCUAUCCGGACCAGGCGCUUCCCUGCAUGGAUAACAACAAGCACUGCAAGCAGGACAAUUGCCUUUUGACACCCAACUCUGGGCAAGAAGAUGCUGAUAACGAUGGUGUAGGGGACCAAUGUGAUGAUGAUGCUGAUGGGGAUGGUAUCAAGAAUGUUGAGGACAAUUGCCGACUGUUCCCCAACAAGGACCAGCAGAAUUCAGACACAGAUUCAUUUGGUGAUGCCUGUGACAACUGUCCCAAUGUUCCCAAUAAUGACCAGAAGGACACAGAUGGCAAUGGAGAAGGAGAUGCCUGUGACAACGAUGUGGAUGGGGAUGGCAUUCCCAAUGGGCUGGACAAUUGCCCUAAAGUACCCAACCCACUGCAGACAGACCGGGAUGAAGACGGAGUGGGAGACGCCUGUGACAGCUGCCCUGAAAUGAGCAACCCUACCCAGACAGAUGCAGACAGCGACUUGGUGGGGGAUGUCUGUGAUACCAAUGAAGACAGGCCCCUGAAAGCCUACAGAAGGAAAAGAUGGAACCCACCUACUCAGCUGGUAUUUUGUUCCCUUCUUCUGAGCAGCGAUGGAGAUGGGCAUCAGGACACCAAGGACAACUGUCCUCAGCUGCCAAAUAGCUCUCAGCUGGACUCAGACAAUGAUGGACUUGGAGAUGAGUGUGAUGGGGAUGAUGACAAUGAUGGUGUCCCAGAUUAUGUGCCUCCUGGGCCUGACAACUGUCGCCUGGUACCCAAUCCUAAUCAGAAAGACUCAGAUGGCAACGGUGUUGGUGAUGUGUGUGAGGAUGACUUUGACAAUGACGCAGUGGUUGACCCUCUGGAUGUGUGUCCGGAAAGUGCAGAAGUCACCCUUACAGACUUCCGGGCCUAUCAGACCGUAGUUCUGGAUCCUGAGGGUGAUGCUCAGAUUGAUCCAAACUGGGUUGUACUCAACCAGGGCAUGGAAAUUGUUCAGACUAUGAACAGUGACCCAGGUCUUGCAGUUGGAUACACGGCCUUCAAUGGCGUGGACUUUGAAGGCACUUUUCACGUGAACACAGUCACUGAUGAUGACUACGCAGGCUUCCUCUUCAGUUACCAGGACAGUGGCCGCUUCUAUGUGGUCAUGUGGAAACAGACAGAGCAGACCUACUGGCAGGCCACGCCUUUCCGAGCAGUAGCCCAACCAGGGCUGCAGCUCAAGGCUGUGACAUCACUAUCGGGCCCAGGCGAGCACCUCCGGAAUGCUCUGUGGCAUACUGGCCACACUCCUGAUCAGGUACGACUGCUGUGGACUGACCCACGAAAUGUGGGUUGGCGUGACAAGACGUCCUAUAGAUGGCAGCUGCUGCACCGGCCCCAGGUUGGCUACAUUCGAGUGAAGCUCUAUGAGGGUCCUCAGCUAGUGGCGGAUUCUGGGGUGAUUAUUGACACGUCCAUGCGAGGGGGGCGACUCGGUGUAUUCUGCUUCUCCCAAGAAAACAUCAUUUGGUCCAAUCUCCAAUAUCGAUGCAACGACACAGUGCCUGAGGACUUUGAGCCAUUCCGGAGGCAACUGCUCCAGGGAAGGGUGUGAGGAGGCGGCCACGGAUUCAGAAUCCUGAUUGGAGACCCUUUGACCUUGGGCUCCAUUCUGGAGACCCUGGGGUCUAACCCACAGCCCCUCAGUCAAACCGACGGUUCUCUGGCACCCACCAAGCAGCUCAGCCCCAGAGGGGUAGUGACCCAUUGUGCAGGGGUUGGGGGACUUUCAAGGGUUAUUACUUAGGUUCUAACCCCAGGAAAGACAACAGCCCAUUGCCAUAAAGUUUCAGUUAUUUUCUAA
This is a messenger RNA of Meriones unguiculatus (Mongolian gerbil), 3268 nucleotides long. RefSeq names its product thrombospondin 3 (gene Thbs3). Bases 74 to 3019 code for a protein of 981 amino acids. Gene Ontology annotation, biological process: cell adhesion. Gene Ontology annotation, cellular component: extracellular region. The record is from RefSeq and is a predicted model, not a curated record. Gene Ontology annotation, molecular function: heparin binding; calcium ion binding. The transcript has 23 exons. NCBI's taxonomy places the organism in Eukaryota, Metazoa, Chordata, Mammalia, Rodentia, Muridae.